UGUUUUAAGGUAAAAUGUAUUGAGCAAACCAAAAGAUUACUUUCAUUGAAACAUUUACAAGUCUGUUUUGUUAACGUUAAAAACAUUAAGCUAUAAAAUAAGGCUUUGAUGCCCAGAAAGGUAGGCCCAAUACGUUGGAAUAAUUUUUCUAAAUGAGGCCCACCACCGAGUGUAUUAAGCCUUUUUUUCACACGCACGUUAUAAAUCUUUGGCAGUGAGUGAAGUGUUAAGGGAGUGGAAACCCUACAUUCCUUUGAAUUCGAAUCUCCAAGUAGAAUCCGAAGCUGAUCCACUGCGAUUUUCGUCUCGAUAGUUCAGGCAAUGUCGCCUCCAGAAAGGAAGAGGAAGAAGACGAAGCAGUCACUGGUGCUCGAACCGACGCCGGAAUCGACUCCAAUUACGUCACUUCCUGAUGAUUUGGUAGUGAGUUGCUUAGCCCGCGUCUCUCGAUUGCAAUACCCGACUCUCUCGCUCGUCUCCAAGAGCUUUCGAUCUCUCCUUGCUUCGCCGCAUCUUUACGAGACUCGGUCAUCUUUAGGCCGCACAGAGAGUUGUCUCUAUGUAUGCAUACGCUUCCCUGAUGAGACUAUCCCUCGCUGGUUCACCCUCUGCCAGAAACCUAAGAAGAAGAAUAAGAGGACGAAGAAGGCAAGUGGGUAUGUUUUAGCUAAACUCCCAACUCCUCCUUCUCGCUCUGCGCACUGGUCUGGUCUCGUGGCCGUUGGUUCGGAUAUCUACAACAUUGGCGGACCCAUAGACGAAGCCGACGAGCCCUCCUCUAGCGUCUCAAUCCUGGACUGUCGGUCAAACACGUGGCGCGAGGCCCACGCCAAUGUGAUUGAUGGAAAGAUAUACGUAGCCGGAGACUUGGGAGCUUGUAACGUGCUUUACUAUUAUAAAGAGCGGGGAGAGAUCAAAUGGUAUGACUGGAGAGCUUUGAAGGGUGUGAAAGGACUUGAUAAGAUCCCGCCUUGUACUGUUACAUUGGCGGAUUUUGGUGGUAAGAUGGCUGUUUUGUGGGAUAGGGAUGUGGCUUCCACUGGUGGUGACAAGAUGAUUUGGUGCGCUGUGAUUGCGCUUGAAAGGCGCAACGAUGAAGAUAUUUGGGGCAAGGUCGAGUGGAGUGACACUGUGCUUGAAGUCCCCGAGUCAUGUAUAAUUAUCCGUGUUCUUGCUGCUACCCUUUGAUCACCGCUGAUGAACUUGGAGAAAAUUCUCUCUUAUUAUAAAAAAAAAAUCAAAUGACUUAUUUCCCUU
Brassica rapa (field mustard) is the source of this 1257-nucleotide messenger RNA. RefSeq names its product F-box/kelch-repeat protein At4g39550. Gene Ontology annotation, molecular function: protein binding. The record is from RefSeq and is a predicted model, not a curated record. NCBI's taxonomy places the organism in Eukaryota, Viridiplantae, Streptophyta, Magnoliopsida, Brassicales, Brassicaceae.